AUGAUUGAAAAUGAUGAUGAUCAGUUGAUCACAUUCUUGAAACGAAAACCUUUUACAUUUGAUCACCCUUCUAUCGAAUCUAUUGCUAACCGCUUUUUAAACGGAAACAUACCUGUGAUUGACGACGCUCACGCUCUUAUUGAGGCUCACCGUAUGGUAAGAAUCAAUAAGGUAAUCCAGCUUUACAAUGAGGUGCACAGCCAAAUGGAUGCAUCAAAUGAGACACAAAAGGUGCUUACUCAACAGGUCACAAGUGGGACAAAUUCUAAUCGUUGGUGGGAAACUCCCCUUGAUCAACUUAACCCAAGGGAGCUCUAUGAAUGA
Molecule: messenger RNA, 324 nt
Organism: Gossypium raimondii (Peruvian cotton)
Lineage: Eukaryota; Viridiplantae; Streptophyta; Magnoliopsida; Malvales; Malvaceae
Product: agamous-like MADS-box protein AGL62
Exons: 2
Coding region: 1-324 (107 amino acids)
Source: RefSeq, a predicted model, not a curated record